Messenger RNA from Bacillus rossius redtenbacheri, 3372 nucleotides. RefSeq names its product cilium assembly protein DZIP1 (gene DZIP1). The record is from RefSeq and is a predicted model, not a curated record. NCBI's taxonomy places the organism in Eukaryota, Metazoa, Arthropoda, Insecta, Phasmatodea, Bacillidae. Bases 246 to 3218 code for a protein of 990 amino acids. The transcript is spliced from 15 exons. Gene Ontology annotation, cellular component: ciliary basal body; cytoplasm. Gene Ontology annotation, biological process: cilium assembly.
GUGUUAUUCUGUUUUGGCGUUGUUUGUAUACUAGUUUGAUUUUGAAUAAGAUGGGAGAAUGGCUAUGAAUGCAUUGAUUAAAAAUUAUGUAUUCCUUCGUUACAGUUAAGACGCACAUCGGCUGUUAUAAUUUUAUUAAACCAUAUUUAUACUUCCUCGACAGGUUAUAUGUACAUUAAUUAGUAUUUUCAAAGGGGCUGCAAAGCUUAUAAAAUACUGUGCAUCAGUACUUAACAGUUUUCACAAUGAAAGAAAGUUUUACGAAGACGUUGAAAUGCUGUGCAAAUCCUGAAGAAUUUCCUAAGCUUGCAAAGGAAAUGGGAUUCAGCUUCCAUUUACGUAGAGGACGAGUAAAUUGGCAUAAAAUUGAUGCCAUUGACGUGGACAGGUUAAUCCAAGAGAGAGACGUGGCAACGUUGCAGGAGAAUCUAGCCAGUAUAAUCAACUACAGUCUUGAUGCGGAGUACGAUGUAAAGAUUCUCGACCCCAGUUUCGUGAAGUUGUUCAGACUGGCGCAGCUGUCCAUCGACUACCUCAUGUAUUCCGAGCAGCACGUCUACAACUGCGUUCAGCUGGCUCAGGACGAAAUACUGAAACUAUCUGCCGAAGUCCAAAGACUACGAAAAGAGUGUAGGAAAAAAGACCUUGAUCAGAAGAACUUGAAAAAGAGGAUGAAAAGUUUGGAAAGGUUACGUCCCAGUGACUCGUAUCUAUACGAUGAACAAGCCACAUCAGGGGCUGGCCUUCAUUUCCAGUGCAGGCUGUGCGGGAAGGUGUUCCGGACAUGGGUGUUUCUGGAGCAGCACCACGGCCGGAGGCACGCUGGCCAGCCGGGGCCCCCCGCGCCGGGGCAUGCCGCCUCGCUCGAGGCGGAGAGACUGCAGCUGGAGGUGAAGGAGCUGAAGGAGAGGCUGAACCUCGCGGAGCGGCUGCUGCUCCAGGAGAGGGAGGGGACCGGCGGAGAGAAGUUGCAGGAAACACAGGUCAAGUAUCAGGAUGACAGAAAAAUCUGGGAAGAAGAAAGUAAAAGAAGAAUGGAAGAGUGGCAACAAAAUGAGCAGAAGAAGUACAGGGAAGAGCUAACAGCACUGCAGGAAAAGUUUCUCGUUGAAAUACAGCAUGUAAAGGAGCAAUCCAAGGCUUGCUCUGUUAACUCCGAACUUGCAGAAAAUGUUCAGAAACAGGAAGAAAAGUUGUCAUUACUGCAAGAGGAGCUGGGAAAGAAGCUGUCGCCUGGCGUGCGGGAGCUGCAGGCCCAGCUGGAGGCCCAGGAGCAGCUCUGGAGGUCGCGGCUCGGCGAACUGGAGCAGCGACACCGGGGAGACCUCCGGGACCUGGCCGCCCGGCUCGGCAGCUCCGAGGCCGAGAAUGCUAAGAUGAUAUCUGCGUAUGAAUCGAAAAUCCUGAGCCUGACCGCCCACGUGAAAGAGCAGGAGCUCACGCUGCGCUCCCAGGGAGAGCAGAUAAAGAGGCUGACCAGCCAGCCGCAGCCCAGACAGGCUGUCCAGCCGAGCGUGAGCCCCGCGCCUGUCAGGCCCUCGCCGGUCCGCCCCACCGGGAACAGUGCCAGGAGCUUCACCCCGGUGAGGCCUCUCCUGGCCGACGAGCCCCCGGAGCGUCGGGAGUCGCCCGAGGCCCCUGGCAUGACCGCGGUGACGCCGGCGGAGCAGCGGGUCCUGCACGCGGGCAGCGUCCACAGCUCCAGGGACUCCGGGCUGGACUCCCCGAGGAGGAUGGUGCACCCCGAGCCCGAACCCCGGGAGCACGAGCGACACCGAGGGCAGCAGGGAAGCGAAGAGAGCGCGUCGGACGAGACUUCCGAGAGUUCCGAGUCCGCCAGCCAGCAGAAGGAAGAAGAUGACGUGGUCCCGGUGCCAAGUUUGCAGGAAGCGCUCGCGCUGAACCCCGACAUCCUGACGGAGCUGCGGGGAGACAUGCGGGACAUCCUGGAGCGCAGGCUGCGGGAGCUGGGGAUCGACCCGGAGUGGGAGGGCAUCCCCGCGGCCACCUUCAGGAAGAAGAUGGCGACCGUCGAGCACCACCAGACCAUCACUGCCAAGCGGUAUGCAGACUUCUUUGCGAUCAAGGAGUCCCUGAUGAAGGAAGUCAAUAGCAGAGUUGCGGUGCACAAGAAGGGCUCUCCCAGCGCGGUCAGCAAGCGAGUCUCGGGACUGAACGCUCGCAGCAGGGUGGCCAAGAUGGUGGGGAACGUGCGGAGCAGAGCCCUCGGGGUUGUUCAGCGCUCCGGCAAGAACAAGCCCAGGAAAGGUAGGAAUGGAAUGGCGAGAACUACAAGAAGUGCUGGUGCGAUGAUGGCCGAGAGGAAGCGGAAAGGAGCGCAGCAGGUGUCGUCCGACGCGGUCCUCGGGGGAAGAGACGGCGAACCAGCCCAGCGGCUGCAGCCCGCGGCGUCCCAGAGAGGGGAGACGGUACUCCCGGCGAGAAGCGGCGACUUCGCCCGGGAAGUCCCGGCUGUCACCUCCACGCCAGUGAAGCCGCCUGCCGCUGUCCCGACCUCCAGCACAACCGUGUUGAAAAGCUACGGCGGAGAGGAGGGUGGAGAAUCGCCUCCGUCGUCCUCGCAAGACGACGAUGAGUCGGAGGCGAGCGAUUCGGGCUCCUGGGAUCGGAAGACGGUGAAGGUGGCGGGCAGCGGCCAGCCUGCGCAGCGCCCUGCAGCGUCGGUUGGCAACCUUGCAGACAGGAAGAAGGUGCUGUUCGGUGGCCUCGGCUCUGCGGCAGAUGUGAAAACGGCAGCAAGUGACACCAGUGCCAAUCCGACUAGAACGACGGUCGAUAAUCGUUUCUCGGAAGCGGGUCCAGCUAUGGUUUCAAAGCAGAAGGCAGCCAGAACAGUCAAGUUCUCAGACGAGAUCAGACCACAGGAAACAAAAGAUGAGACUUCAGACAGUGAUGAUCUGGACAUCUCAAGCAUUGAAGAUUUUAAAGCUGAUACCAAAUCUGAUCAUACAGCAGGUGCAAUUCGUCUGAGCACAAAGCAAAGUGAUAAAAUUGCUCAGAUAUCCAAAAAUAUCGAACACCAGCUGAACCUGACUCGGAAGAAGCCGGUGGGCGGAGUGGAGACCAUGUUCGGUGCGGGUGGUGCCAGCUCCGGCACCGCCGCCGGGGGAGACGCCGGGCAGGCCAAGCCCCUGGCGCUCGAGACGUUGCUGGCAGACUGGGACCUUGAGGACUUUGACGAGCUGAGUAACUUGUAGAGCCGCCUCACAGCUGGACCUUGUCUUUGUGAUAGCGUUGUUUGUGUUGACUAAAGUACAAAUUUUUUUUUUGUUGAUAGUACCCCUUCUUUGUUAUCGAAGAAGAAAAUUGUGUACGUAGUAUUAGUAAAUAAAGCCAAAGUAUUUUCUCAAA